Molecule: messenger RNA, 3645 nt
Organism: Carassius auratus (goldfish)
Lineage: Eukaryota; Metazoa; Chordata; Actinopteri; Cypriniformes; Cyprinidae
Product: inward rectifier potassium channel 2-like
Exons: 2
Coding region: 450-1733 (427 amino acids)
Biological process (GO): potassium ion import across plasma membrane; regulation of monoatomic ion transmembrane transport
Cellular component (GO): plasma membrane
Molecular function (GO): inward rectifier potassium channel activity
Source: RefSeq, a predicted model, not a curated record
CUAGAAGGAACAGCACAUGAGUUACCGAACGCCGCAAACAAGAGGAGAAACGUGGACAUUUAUGUUCUUAUGCUUCAUUUAAAAAACUGUUAAUACGUUGCGCGGAGAUAAUCAGAUCAAUGAGAAGACAGUGUGGAUAUUAAAACCAUUCGUGGGAUAUUUUUAUAUAUGAAAACUGUUUCGUGUUCAUUUACAAAUGACUAGGACGUUUGAUCGAUGAUAUCACCAGAGCAGAUGAGAACCGAGUGAUCACCCUAUCCUUGGCCCUUUCUAUCAAUCAAAGGUCCAACGGGAGCAAAGAGACGCCUCCUGCGUCCUGCUCUGAACAACCCCAUUUCCUGCUUGUGUUGGUCCCCGUGAGUGUUUCAAAACUGUUUCUCCAACGCUUUUUCCAGAAACUUAGACUGUUUUCCAAAGCAGAAACAGCACAGACCUCCCAGAUUGAGGUGAUGGGAAGUGUGCGGGCCAACCGCUACAGCAUCGUGUCAUCAGAGGAGGACGGUAUGAAGUUGGCCACUGCUGCGGUGCCAAAUGGGUACGGUAAUGGGAAGGGUAAAGUCCAUACCCGUCACCAGACCCAGAGCAGGUUUGUCAAGAAAGACGGACACUGCAAUGUGCAUUUCAUCAACGUCAGCGAGAAAAGCCAGCGCUACCUGGCCGACAUCUUCACCACGUGCGUGGACAUUCGCUGGCGAUGGAUGUUCUUUAUCUUCUGCUUGGCCUUCCUGCUGUCGUGGCUGUUUUUUGGAUGUAUCUUCUGGUUGGUUGCAAUAUUCCAUGGAGACCUGGAGAACGACGGUCCCAAGUGUGUCUCCAACGUCAGCACAUUUACAGCUGCCUUUCUCUUCUCUAUUGAGACACAGACCACUAUCGGCUACGGUUAUCGAUAUGUAACAGACGAGUGCCCCAUCGCGGUGUUCAUGGUUGUAUUUCAGAGCAUAGUGGGCUGCAUCAUUGAUGCCUUCAUCAUCGGUGCUGUCAUGGCUAAGAUGGCAAAGCCCAAGAAGCGGAACGAGACCCUGGUGUUCAGCCACAAUGCCACAGUGGCCAUGAGAGACAAUAAACUGUGUCUGAUGUGGAGGGUGGGCAACUUGCGCAAAAGCCACCUGGUAGAGGCUCACGUUCGAGCUCAGCUCCUUAGAUCUCGCACCACAGCUGAGGGAGAGUUUAUCCCUCUAGACCAGAUGGACAUCGACGUGGGCUUUGACAGUGGCAUUGACCGCAUCUUCUUGGUGUCACCGAUCACCAUCGUCCAUGAGAUCGACGAGGAGAGCCCUUUCUAUGACAUGAGCAAACAGGAAAUGGAGAACUCUGACUUUGAAAUCGUAGUUAUCCUGGAGGGCAUGGUGGAGGCCACAGCCAUGACCACCCAGUGCCGCAGCUCCUACGUGGCCAGUGAGAUCCUUUGGGGACACCGAUUUGAGCCCGUCCUCUUCGAGGAGAAAAACUAUUACAAAGUAGACUACUCUCGCUUUCACAAGACCUACGAAGUGCCCAGUACCCCGCUGUGCAGCGCAAGGGAACUUGCUGAGAAAAAAUAUAUCCUGUCCAGCUCAAAUUCUUUUUGCUAUGAGAACGAGGUGGCCCUUUCAAACAAAGAGGAGAAAGAGGAAGGGAACGGGGACAUCCUUGGCCCUGGCGGGACAAACACAGACACUAGCUCAGACUCAGAUCAUAGCCAGGCCACCAUUCCCUUAGAACCACGGCCUCUACGGCGGGAAUCUGAAAUAUGACUGUGCAGAACUAGUGAAAAGGUUUUACAGACAACUCUUCAUACAGGCACACUGCGCUGAACUGAGCCCCUCGCCAAGGCAGACUCAAGCUAACGGUACAGUUACGAGGAGGAAUCAAAAAAAACUGUACAAGAGUGUUCUUAAGAAUAUGCAUAAAUAAAACAAAGCAUACAGGCACUGCACAGCUAAUGAAGAAUGCACAUUAAGGGAGGAGAAGAGAGAGUUCCCCAAUUAGGUUACACUACCUUUUUAGACCAUUGCUUCUGAAUGACGUGAAGCCAAGAGCAUGUACAGUAACUGGUUGGCAAAACUUGAAGAUGAGCAGGCAUGUGUCCAUGUGCAGUGUCCAACGAUGUAAGAAUGAUUCGAGUCCAGACCAAUGUUUUCAAGGUAAUAUCAAUAUGGAAAAUUUUGUCAAUUGAAUUAGGCAUUUUGAAUAGCUACGAAAAAUAAAAGCUUAAUAUUAACAAAAUAAAAUAAUAACAGUUUCUAGAAAUAACAUCAUACAAAAAAAAAACACAAAAAAAACAGCCAGGAGUGUUAGGCAAUGUCUUAAGUAUCAUUUAAAAAGUCCUGUUCAGUCCUGUCUAGUAACCGUCUACCGUUUUCCUUUCUAUUUAAGUCCACUGGCCUUUUGGGUAUUUAUGGAACAAUCUUUCAGGGGGCUAAGGUGGGUGACCUCUAUUUGGGAAAACAGACAACUCUGUGUUUGCUCUUUAAAAAAGCAAAAAACAUUAAGUUGUAAGCCCUCAACAGUACAUUUCAGGUUAUCUGAAGGGAGAAAUGCACAGGAACAUGCCUGAUAUAUAUAUGCGAUAUAUAUUGGACAGGGUCUUUAGAUCAGUAUCAGAAUGAGAAUCACAGUCAUCAUGUCCGCACGGACAAAAAGAGUGAACAUGUUAAUGAAUGUCUUUCUACAAGUGCUGCUAUGUUGCAUAUUAUAGAGUUUUAGACUUAAACCAAAGAGUAUUCAAAAUGAUCUUUCAUAAAGAAUGCAUCAAAUUAUUUUAUUAGAUGUAGGACAAUAGGACAAGUAAUGAUGUGGAGUAAAAAGUAUAUAUAUUUGUAAGUGAAAAAAAUAUUUUUUUUCGUUUGCUUACGCACAUGUAUGGUUUAUUUUUAUUGAAUAUUUUCUUAUUCAAAGCCAAAUGUGUAUAAGACAAAGACUAUGAAUAACAAAACCCAUUGGAAAUAAGAGCUACAGGUUAGGCUACCUUAUUUUCAAACCCUCCUUUCGAUCCCAUAACUUCAGUGUUACUGUAGUUUAAUGCUACAUGAGUGUUCGGGUUGGAAAAUCUUGCAUAGAAAACCUUUAGAUUGAAGGUUCUAUUUGCAUUGAUUACAUAUAGUUUCAUUUACACAUUGUGUGGGUGAAUAAUGGUUGAACGGUUUGGGUUUUAUUAGAAAGAAAUGGGACAGACAACAAAAUCCACUCUCCCUUCUGACUGUAAACCUCUUUAAUAAUUCAUUAUUUCUCAAUCAACUCUAACCUCUUGUCUUGCCUGACAAACUGCAAUACAACCCCAAUGACUUGUUUGGCAGGUGUACCAAGGACUGGGUAUGUAGGACUAGGCAAUUAGACUGCGAUCAUGGUACUGUGAUCCAAUGACAAUCAGAACACAGAAUCUGAGCUCAGAUCCGCACUUGCACACGAAAUGUGCUCCUUUGUUUGAGAUGUUUGAUUAUGAUGUAUAUACCUUGUCUCCUCUCACCCUUGCUUUUUCUUAAAUACCUGAAGUAACCCAAAACAGCCACUAGAGCAUCUUCUCCGGAAAGCUCUAUAAAAGGAGACAAUAAAAUUAGGGCAUAUUUAUUUAGAAAAUACUGUACAUUAUGCAGCUGUGUUAAACAUACAAAAGAGUAUAAAUUGCUAUCAGUGCUGUUUCAUCCGAGGUUUUUUUUUUUUUUUUUU